UGAAGUAUACAUUUACAAUGUUUUUUCUGUUUAUUUGAUAAUGAUAUGCAGAAUUUCAUUUCAUCUACAUCUGAAAUUUAUUAGCAAUGGGUGAAAAUCAUGGUGAAGAUCAGUUAUACAUUCCUCAAGUUGCAGAUGAUCGAAAGCCAAAAUAUGGGAUGGAAUUCUCAUCAAUAGAUGAGGUAUUUUCAUUCUAUAACCAAUAUGCACGCGAAUCUGGAUUUAGUGCAAGGAUAAAUAGUAGCAAGAAAAAUAAGAUAACAAAUGAGGUUGUGUGGAAAACAUUUGUAUGCUUUAAAGAAGGGCAUACGGAUGAUCAACGGAAUAAACAAGCAAAGGGUGAUCAACGUACAAGGGAAAGAACACGUGGUGAAGUUAGAACUGGUUGUAAGUCAAAGAUUUCACUUGUCAAGAAACAAACUGGAUCUGCAUGGGUUGUUACUAAUUUCACGGAAGGUCAUAAUCAUCCACUAUCGACUCCUUCAAAGGUGCAUUUGUUACGCUCCCAUCGUCAUGUUUCAGCAGCAAAAAAAGCAUUGACUCAACGGUUUUCAGAGGCCAAUGUGCCAACUUGCCAACAAAUGCGAUUAUUGGAGAUAGAAUAUGGAGGGCCCGAGCAAGUAGGUUGCACAGAAAGAGAUAUCAGAAAUUUUGAGAAAGAGCUAAGGGAUGAACAAAAGGGUAUCGAUGCUGAAACACUAAUCGAGCUAUUUGCAUCUGAGAAAGAGAAAAAUCCAGCUUUUUUCUUUGAAUACCUUACUGAUUCAUAUAACAGAUUCAGUAGAUGUUUUUGGGCUGAUCAUGUAUCAAGAACGUCAUAUAGUGUAUUCGGUGAUGUGGUUGUAUUUGAUACAACAUAUAACACCAACAAAUAUGGGCUGAUUUUUGCACCAUUUGUAGGAGUGAAUCAUCAUCACCAAACAAUUAUUUUUGGUUGUGGCUUUAUAAGUGAUGAGAAAACUGAAUCUUUUGUGUGGCUGCUUAACAAGUUCAUAGAAGCCAUGCCUAAAGGUGCAUCAAAUGUGAUCAUCACUGAUCAGGAUCCUGCUAUGACAAAAGUCAUUGCCCAAGUUUUUCCACAAACAGUGCACCGAUAUUGUUUAUGGCACAUACUGAACAAAUUUCUAGAAAAAUUGAAUCCUUUGACUUUUCGUGACUACUAUCAAGGUAUAAAUAAUGUUAUUAGAAAUUCUACUAUACCUGAUGAAUUUGAGAAUUCAUGGCAAGAGGUUAUCAAGUGUGCUAACUUAGAGAACAAUGAUUGGUUAUCUUUGAUGUAUGAAUUGCGACAUAAGUGGGUGCCAGCUUAUUUUAGCCAUGUAUUUUGUGCUGGAAUGUCAAGUAGUCAGAGAUCUGAAGGCUCCCAUGCAUUUUUCAAGAGAUAUGUUUCAAAUAAAAAUUCAUUGAUGGACUUUAUCACCCGUUUUAAUAGGGCACUGAGACACCAAAGACACAAUGAGUUAGUUGCAGAUCAUAUUGAUAUGAAUGAGCAUCCUAAGAUUAAGACAAACUGGCCAAUGGAAACUCAAAUGGUUAAGUUGUAUACGAAAAAGAAAUGGGUGGAGUUUCAAAGUGAAAUGAGUGAGAGUCAUGGUUAUUAUGUUCAACAAGUGUCUAUGGGAGUUGACUCAGUGGUUUAUCAUGUGAUGAAUUUUCAAAGUUGUUCUUCCUCUAAACCAAGGGUGCUCAUGCAUGACAAACAGAGGGAUAACAUAUCCUGUAGCUGUAGGAAAUUUGAGUUUGAUGGCAUUCCAUGCAGGCAUAUGUUAGCUUUUUUUCGUAUCAACCAAGUGUUUCAUUUGCCUGAUAAGUAUAUACUCAAACGAUGGACACGAGAUGCAAAGGUUGGAGCAAUAUAUACUUUGGGGGUGCAAAAUUUUAUUGAUGAUCCAGAUAGGGUUUUGAUGUCAAGACACUCAAGGUUAUCUUAUAAAGCUUCAGUAUUAAUUGAUGAUGCAUCUUUGACUGAUGAGGGGACAGACUUCUUGGAUGAGCAAUUGGAUUGUAUUUACAGUAAAAUUCAAGAGAUGAACAUUAGUAAAAAAUGUGACAAUAGAGGUCAAAGGAAGAAAUCUGUGGAUGAGUCCCCUAAUAUUAUUGAUCCUUCUUUAGUAAGAACAAAGGGAUGUGGGAAGAGAUUGAAAUCAUCAAAGGAGAAGUCAACCUCAAAGUCCCGGUUAUGUCGUGGAUAUGAGCAUCAAGGUGUGUCACAUGACAAGCGCAAUUGUCCUAUUUUACAGCAAGGAUCAACUUUGGAUAAUCAUCAUAACAACGAUGAUGACACAUAUGAAGAAGAAUUGACAUCUAUAGCAGGCAAGUACUAUCAAAGUUUAAUUUAA
Zingiber officinale is the source of this 2339-nucleotide messenger RNA. RefSeq names its product protein FAR1-RELATED SEQUENCE 5-like. The transcript is spliced from 2 exons. NCBI's taxonomy places the organism in Eukaryota, Viridiplantae, Streptophyta, Magnoliopsida, Zingiberales, Zingiberaceae. Gene Ontology annotation, biological process: regulation of DNA-templated transcription. The record is from RefSeq and is a predicted model, not a curated record. Gene Ontology annotation, molecular function: zinc ion binding. The coding region runs from base 87 to 2339 and encodes 750 amino acids.